This is a messenger RNA of Neolamprologus brichardi, 3001 nucleotides long. NCBI's taxonomy places the organism in Eukaryota, Metazoa, Chordata, Actinopteri, Cichliformes, Cichlidae. The record is from RefSeq and is a predicted model, not a curated record.
GGUGUUGUUGACGCGCGGGGUUUGCUGGGAAAGUUUUAGUUUGACGCCAUUUUGGAUUAAGAAGCAGAGGGAGUAGUCGAAGUUGCAGGUAUUUCACAGCCGUACGUGUUUUCAGCUACAUCAGAUCUUCACUGGACACAAUGGCGAGUCCAGGGAAAGACAACUACAGGAUGAAGAGCUAUAAGAACAAAGCGCUGAAUCCUCAGGAAAUGCGUCGAAGGAGAGAAGAGGAAGGAAUUCAGCUACGCAAACAAAAAAGAGAGGAGCAGAAUAUUGAAAUGACUGGUAGGAGUUACACAGCUAUUGUGAGCAUUGAACUUCCUGUUGUAUCGGGUAAAACUGUUGUUGUUGUCGUCUUAUUGUACGCGGUGUGCUCGUAACAGUUCGAAGCAGCCUGGGCACUGACCAACAUCGCCUCUGGGACCUUCCUGCACACCAAGGUUGUGAUUGAAACAGGAGCUGUUCCCAUUUUCAUUGAACUGCUGAACUCAGAGUACGAGGAUGUGCAGGAACAGGCAGUGUGGGCUCUGGGGAACAUAGCGGGCGAUAAUGCUGAGUGCAGAGACUACGUCCUCAACUGUGGCAUCCUCCCAUCGUUACAGCAGCUGCUCGCUAAAUCCAACCGUCUCACAACAACCCGCAACGCAGUGUGGGCUCUGUCCAACCUGUGCAGGGGGAAGAACCCACCACCGGAUUUUGCAAAGGUGUCUCCUUGUCUCAACGUUUUGUCCAGGCUGCUGUUCAGCAGUGAUCCAGAUGUGCUGGCCGAUGCCUGCUGGGCUCUCUCCUACCUGUCUGACGGCCCCAAUGAAAAGAUCCAGACGGUCAUCGACUCCGGGGUCUGCCGCAGGCUGGUCGAGCUGCUCAUGUACGACGCUGACAUAAUCUCUGACUCAUUAAGAUCUUUGGCUCCUCUGCUUUCGUCUCAGGUAAUCUUGAACUGUUCAGCGCUGCCGUGUUUGCUCCACCUUCUCAGCAGCCCUAAGGAGUCCAUCAAGAAGGAGGCGUGCUGGACCGUGUCCAACAUCACAGCAGGAAACAGAGCUCAGAUUCAGAACGUCAUUGACGCCAACAUCUUUCCAGUACUGAUCGAGAUCCUUCAGAAGGCCGAGUUCCGCACAAGAAAGGAGGCUGCGUGGGCGAUCACAAACGCCACCUCCGGGGGCACGCCCUCACAGAUAAAGUAUCUGGUGUCCCUGAAUGCCAUCAAACCCAUGUGCGACCUGCUGACGGUGAUGGACUCUAAGAUUGUUCAGGUGUCCCUGAACGGUUUGGAGAACAUCCUCAGACUGGGAGAACAGGAAGCCAAACAGAACGGAACCGGCAUCAAUCCGUACUGCGCUCUGAUUGAGGAAGCUUACGGUAAUGCUGGGAAACCACCAACACAACAUUCAUGAGCUUUUUUCACUCUCAGAAAAGUGGACACGUUCUUUCGUCUCGCGUUUGACCUGAUCGAACACUACUUCGGUGUGGAGGAAGAGGACGCCAGCCUGGCUCCACAGGUGGAUCAGAAUCAAGGCCAGUUUGUCUUCCAGCAACAGGAAGGACCCAUGGAGGGUUUCCAGCUUUAAUCCCACUGCACUUCCUCAGUUCGGUCCUGUUGGACUUGGAGCGUCUCUGCAGCAGACCCGUCUCUUCUCUGCUGUGCAGGAUCUUCACGUGUACUACGCCUGAUUGUGAAAAUAGAGAUCAAACGUUUGGCUCCUCUGGAGUCCUAAAUAGAGAGCUGAGCUUUACCUGUGUCCGUACCGUCAAUAAAACGUCUCUGCCAUCGAGAGCCGACUCAAGUUAAAAGGUUUUGAAACCUUGUUUUCAAAUUUAGUGCAAAAUCACAACGUUGAGCUUUCAGUGGUGUUUUUUUAAUCAUUCGAAGUGUUGAUAUUUAUGUCUCCAAGCCAUCAUCCAUAUCCCUUUGUGAAUGUGAAACUACCUCUUCAGUCUCCAGAAAGAAGAGAGGAGAGAACACCGAGCUUUGCUUCAUUUUUCCAUCGGUGUGGAAAUCUGAAAGGAAAUCCGGAUCCGAGAUGUUCAGAUUCACCCGUAGAACAACACUACUGUGUGUCCCAGCGCUGCCGUCUGCAGCAGCACAUCCACAUCUGCUUUCUAAAGGACUUGAAGAACGGAGGGCUGCUGAGCACGUUAGAAACAGGAGAGUCGGAGCUUCUUUCCUCACUGACAGCAGCUUCCUGGAUCUGUGACAGUGUUCGCUUUUCAUUGCUGCUAAUUUCAAAUGUUCUUUCAGUUGAUCCGCAAGUUAUCAGGACGUGGCAGUAAUGUCUGUGACACGAUGCUGUGUGCAAAACUCUUCCCGUGAGGUUGUUCAGUUUUCCGGUUUUCUGUCUUAAAUUAUUUCUGCCUGCUGUGAUGGGAUUUCCUGAGCGACCUGGAGGGUUUGUAUAUUAUAUAUACAUGUAAGAAAGUGCAAAGACGAUAUUUAAGUGGCUGUGGGGAUAGGUUAUAUGCAAUAUUUUUUCUGCUUGAUAUGCAGUUUUGACAGUUUCAUUUUGAACUUUGGAUAUUUCCACUUUAUUUUUUCAUGUUUUGUUGUGGUCGAGGUCUUAAGGAGGAAGCGGCGGCUUCUCUCCUUCUUCGAGCUCCGCCCCCGAACACUUUUGAUACGUGUCGAUUUGAGUGCAGUGACAUCAACUGGACGCAGAAUCAGUCUAUAUUUAUGUGAAGCAAAACUAUUUGUAAUGCAGAAUUUACAUCAAGCACAUUCAAUCAUAUAGUUUUCUAAUAUUUCUGCUUUCUCUGUUUUUCUUUUUGUAGUUUUUGGGUUUGUUUCCUGUUUGGAAGUUAAUUUGCUGUGUUCUCGUCGCUCGUGUUCAUGUAUUUAAUUGUCAACAGCCGAUGUACAACAGUGUGAUACUAUAAUGUGCAGCCUGUGUGGUUCCUGACACACACACCUGAUGGUGGAGGCUGUUGUAGUCACUGAUCAUGUGUGAGGCUGCAGCUAUAUGAUGUAAAAAAAAAAUAAUUAAAUGUAUCCAUUGGAUAAAAA